GUGCAAGGAGUACAAAAAAAAGUUCCUUUAAUGCAAUGCCUCAAGAAAUGUUCCUUAAUAUGGUAUCGCAUGUGUCAGCAAGCGACAUUGCACUGAUAAAUUGUCGAGCUGUCGUUCCUCUGAGAUUUCCUCGUCGUUCAUCCAUACAACAACCUAAAUAAAAACCAAAUGAAUAUGUGGCAAAUGUAUUUUAUCUCGACCCAGUGAAGGAUACGUGUCUAAUGAUGUUGUGCUACUAAACAGAAAAAGUGAAUGGCGCUUAUGAUUAGACUUUUUUUUUCUUGGCUGCUCACAAAACCAUGAUCAAAGAAAAAUAUUGUGUAGCUACGUCGAGCCGUAAUUAGUUUAAUUAUGCCUCCAGUUCUCCAACAUGCCAGUGUUUUGUGAAACAGCAAACAACCGCUAAUGUUACAUCGGAAGUUUAAAAAAUGCCUACUAAACUGUUGCUGUGGUGACAACUGUGCCGGUAUGAGUUGGCCUAUGCCGGGUACCACUAUCUGGUCCGCAAGUGCGGCACUGGAUUAAUCGGUAGAAAAAGAAAAAAAAACCGGAUAAAUACAUCCAUAAUCCGGGGGCUGACCGCCAUCAAGUGCGCCGCGUGUUGAAUUGAACGAUAUAUUUUCUGUCUACAGAAAAAAAGGGAAAAGGGAAGGGAGCCGUGUUCAAAAGUUCAGUUGUUUGUGGAGGGAGAAAGUGGUUCGCGUUUUUCCGCGGAUGGUAUAGUUUCGUGAAGGAAAAAAAAGUGAAGUCAAAAAAGAGAGUAAAAUAAGCUAGCUCAGCCAGCUAAGAGGAGGCGCGACACGACAAUGUCACGGCGCAUAAAUCUGAUCGGGGUUUGCGCCGUCAGUGGUCUGUGCAUUUUGCUACUCUUCGCCAGCCAUCGGCUCACGGCCAACAGCUACACGACCGAGUACUUCAAACCGCGGGAACGGAACGCCAAUCUGCGGCUGCUAAAUGCACACAAGUACUACGGCACAAAAUCAUUCAGUGCAAACGCAGUAGACGAUGGAUACCAUCCACUUCCAACUCCUCACAAUUCCUCCAUCUCGAUCGAGGACAUCCUCAACUACCAGCGGUCCCGGAUAGCGGACGAAAUGUCCGAGUUCGAGUACCCCAACGGGCUAUACGGCAACGAAGCCUCCAAACUGUCGGACCUUACGCCGGAAACUGGCGGUCAACCAGUGCGAAGUAUUAUAAUCACAACCUGGCGGUCGGGAUCCACCUUUCUCGGGGACAUCCUGAACUCGCUACCGGGUAACUAUUAUCAUUACGAACCGUUGCUGGACUUUGACAUAGUUCAAAUCAGGGGUCCGCCAAACGGUCGGAUAGCGAUACAUAACCUAAAACAUCUGCUCACCUGUGAUUACACGGAAAUGGAGAGCUAUCUGGACUUUGGUCGAACUCACAACUAUCUGUUUACGCAUAACACCCGGUUGUGGCGCCACUGUCGACUGUUUCCGCACUUUUGCUACGAACCAAAGUUCCUGGGACCGUUCUGCAAGUUGUUCCCGCUACAGAGCAUGAAAGUGGUUCGAUUGCGGGCGUCCCUGGUGACGCCGCUGUUGGAGGACGAAAGCCUGAACAUACGAGUCAUCCUGCUGAUCCGGGAUCCGCGGGGCUCGCUACAAUCCCGAAAGCACCGGGUGUGGUGUCCUGGGCAGCCCGAUUGUGACCACCCACCCACGGUUUGCAAUGACAUGCAGCUGGAUUACGAGGCGGCUAUCGAGCUGACCAAACGAUUUCCCACCAGGUUCAAAGUCGUCCGGUACGAAGACCUCUCGCUCGAUCCGUACAAACAGACCAAAGAAAUCCUCAAAUUCUACGGUCUGCCAUUCGAUCCGUCUGUGGAGGCAUUCCUGGACACCCACACGAAGCUGAACCUCGGCGGAGUUAGUUCGACCUUCCGGGAUUCCAAAUCGGCCCCCUUCCACUGGACCAAGGAUCUAACAUUCGAUGAGGUGAAAGUAAUCCAGGACAGCUGCGUCGAGGCGAUGAAAUCCUGGGGCUACAAAAACGCCACCAGUCUGAAGGAACUGGUCGAUUUCAAUCCGUUGCUCCCGUAUAGCGUUUCGUGAGAUCCGACACGCGGUCGGUAGUACAGCUUAAGGUCCGAAGACAUAUAGAUACCUUAGAAAAGGAAACCAGCAUCGGAUCAUUGGAUAAUGUACUUGUUCGUUCUAAACGGAAAGACAGUGUAUAGAAAAAAAAAUAAGCGUCUGUGAUGAACUCUAGGUAAAUUUAGUAUUGAAAUAAGCUUAAUAUCAGACGUCAGCUGAGCCGUUCUACCGAAAAGCUUUCUGAAUGCUAAACUAUAAAUGACUCUUUGAUAGGGUGGUAAAAACUAGCAGGUGGAGAACCACAUAUGUAGGUGGAAAAGUUCGACUUUUUUAAAUUUUUAUUUAAAAAAAUACAUUUUCUUGUUGAGAACUUGCUAAGCAAUCAUGGAAAACCAGUGUUACAGUUAUAUUUUUCAGUGAAUACCUUUGAUGAGUAUGUGUUGAUUUAUAUAAAAUGUUUCUAAAUUGAGCACAAAAAUUAAAUUUGAAAACCUUGACGAUUUUUUUUUCUUUUGGUAUGUGUGCAGAACACAGUAUAAAUAAAACAAUCAUUAUUGAACUCCGACGUUUUUUUUCAAUUAUUGCUCGAAAUGUAUACUACUCCAUCAAUCAAAAUUGAAGGUACAAACUAAGAUUUAGGCAGUUAAGAUGUUUGAAUAAAAAUUUUUUAAUCAUUACUGAACGCUUUAGAGACUAGAAUAUGUUCCUCACUGAGAAUUUUAAAUUUGAUUAGCUAUAACUCGAAAAACACAUUCAUGAGUUUUUUGUUUGCGAUCAAAAAUAUUUUACUGUUAUAUCAAAACUUCAAGCAGGUUUUAUAUUUUCAGCGUUCUUAACUGCCUAAAGGAUAAAAUUUCAUAUAACUUAAAGCAUGUUUUGAGACAUCAUGUUUCCAGUUUCGUCUGAACUCCAGAUGGUUAAAAAUAAAACGGAAUUGGAAAUCUUGUGCGACAUAUCCAUUUUUAGUAAUUUUUUAAUUAUUUCUAAUAACUUCAUCGGAUAAAUUGAAGGAUGGAGAACCCUAUUUUCACUAGCGUAGGUAAGAAUGUGUAUAAUGAACAUCAAAUUCAAUGCAACAUAUCGUUUCAAUUUUUCCUAUUUGUAGAAAUCGACUCAGUGUUUAUAUUUUAAUCCAAAAUAAGACUAUCUAAAAACCCACAAUAAUAAAGUUAAACUAGCACUCGAACAAAUUGAAUUGCUGACCGAAAUGUUCAGAUAUUAAGCAACGCAUUAUACGGUUGAUAUCUAUAGUAAAAAUAACAAACAUAUAAAAUUCAAUAGAAUUUAUCAAUUUCAAACGAAUAAAAAUGCGGGACUCCAGCAAAGCUAGGAAUAGUUAGUUAGGUGUAGGUUAUCAACAGAAGACAUACUUUCCAAGUGUACUACGAAGAAAAAUUACACGACACUACUUAAAAAUAUAUGCAAGUAAUUAGAGUGCCUUUCAAUCUGAUGCAAAUAUAAGUCAUCGCACGCGCAUUAACUAACUAGACAUAUACAGUAGGAAUAUUUCACCAAUUUAUGAAAUUGCAAACCAAACUCCUCUUACACGGAACACGUUUUCGGAAUUUUUACUCAUGAAAUUCAUACAAAAAAAUAGCGAAACAAAAAUACUUCCCAAAAGCAGAUUCUCGUUAGGCGUGGAGCUACCUACUUAACAUAAAAAGAAAUAAAAUCCGUCAAUAUCCUGCAGAAAAUGAACACGAAAGCGAAAUAAUUUAUACUUUAAAGAUGAUAACUUGUUCUAAGCUAAAAAUAAAAUUUAAUAACACAGAAGCAUUUAGGGACAGAAUCCAAAAAAAAAAUCUAUAAUCAGAUUUACGAUAUCCCUCAGUAGAGCAGUAAACUCACUAGAGUCUAAGUCUAGAACGGUAGCAAACCAUAAUCGCGUAAACAGCUUAUUUAUUGAGUAGCAAUAAUAAAAACCGAACGGGAACCUUAAACCCUAAAGACAAAAUAACGGAAAAAUUUAUAACAUCGGGCGUUGUGAAACCAUCGGCGACGCACUAAGCUCUGUUGUAGCUCAACAAACAACUGCAGAGAAUUGAG
This is a messenger RNA of Uranotaenia lowii, 4103 nucleotides long. Its product is annotated as carbohydrate sulfotransferase 5. Gene Ontology annotation, molecular function: N-acetylglucosamine 6-O-sulfotransferase activity. Gene Ontology annotation, biological process: N-acetylglucosamine metabolic process; sulfur compound metabolic process. The transcript is spliced from 6 exons. The record is from RefSeq and is a predicted model, not a curated record. The coding region runs from base 807 to 2075 and encodes 422 amino acids. Lineage: Eukaryota; Metazoa; Arthropoda; Insecta; Diptera; Culicidae.